This is a messenger RNA of Chrysochloris asiatica (Cape golden mole), 1260 nucleotides long. It is a transcript of the gene BAAT, whose product is annotated as bile acid CoA: amino acid N-acyltransferase (glycine N-choloyltransferase). The coding region runs from base 1 to 1260 and encodes 419 amino acids. Gene Ontology annotation, molecular function: fatty acyl-CoA hydrolase activity. The transcript has 3 exons. The record is from RefSeq and is a predicted model, not a curated record. Gene Ontology annotation, biological process: acyl-CoA metabolic process; fatty acid metabolic process. Gene Ontology annotation, cellular component: peroxisome. NCBI's taxonomy places the organism in Eukaryota, Metazoa, Chordata, Mammalia, Afrosoricida, Chrysochloridae.
AUGGUUCAACUGACAGCUACUCCUACAAGUGCACUUGUUGAUGAGCCAAUCCAUAUCCGAGCUACAGGCCUGCAUCCUUCUGAGAUGGUAACUUUUGUAGCCUCACUGCAAGAUGAAAAGGGGAAAAUGUUUCAUUCUCAAGCCUGCUAUAGGGCCAAUGAAGUUGGUGAGGUUGAUCUGGAGCAUGCUUCUUCACUUGGAGGUGACUAUGUUGGAGUCCAUCCCAUGGGCCUCUUCUGGUCCAUGAAACCCGAGAAGAUAUUAACAAGACUGAUAAAAAGAGAUGUGAUGAAUAGCCCCUUCCAGGUCCAGUUGAAACUUCAUAGCACAGAUACCCCUGCCGUAAAGUUAACUAAUGAUAUUCCAAGGGCGAGCCUGACUGUAGAGAGAUGGUAUGUGGCACCUGGUGUCACACGGAUCCGAGUCCAAGAAGGUCGCAUUCGGGGAGCCCUCUUCCUUCCUCCAGGAGCUGGUCCUUUUCCAGGAGUAAUUGACUUGUUUGGAGGUGUUGGCGGUCUGCUUGAAUUCCGGGCCAGUCUCCUGGCCAGUCGAGGCUUUGUCUGCUUGGCCUUGGCUUACUUUGACUAUGAAGAUCUGCCUUCCAGUUUAGAAAAUAUAGAACUGGAAUAUUUUGAGGAUGCUGCCAACUUUCUCCUUAGACAUCCAAAGGUCCUCGGCCCAGGCAUUGGGGUGGUUUCCGUAUGCAAAGGAGCUGAGAUUGGACUGUCCAUGGCUAUUCACUUAAAACAAGUCACUGCUGUUGUACUUAUUAAUGGGCCCAAUUUUAUUUUUCAAAAUCCGCAUGUAUAUCGUGGUCAGAUAUUUCAGUCAAUGCCCUGCAAUUCACAAUUACUAUCUACGAAUGCAUUAGGGUUAAUAGCGUUUAAUCACUACUUUGGGGAUCCUCGAGAUGAGGCCAAUAAGUCUUUUCUCCUUCCCAUUGAAAAGGCCCGCGGACAUUUCCUCUUCAUUGUGGGAGAGGAAGAUAAGAAUCUAAACAGCAAAGUAUUUGCACAGUGUGCCAUAGAUCAGCUGAAGAGGAAGGGCAAGAACAACUGGACCUUGCUGUCUUACCCUGGGGCAGGCCACCUCAUAGAGCCUUCCUAUGCUCCACUAUGCUGUGGCUCGUGGGUCUCCAACAUGCCAAUGCUAUGGGGAGGAGAGGUGAUCCCGCAUGCAGCUGCACAGGAACAUUCUUGGAAGGAGAUCCAGAAGUUUCUCAGGAAGCACCUCAUGCCAGUGUCAACCAGCCAACUCUGA